Molecule: messenger RNA, 438 nt
Organism: Coffea arabica (coffee)
Lineage: Eukaryota; Viridiplantae; Streptophyta; Magnoliopsida; Gentianales; Rubiaceae
Source: RefSeq, a predicted model, not a curated record
AUGGUAGAUGCAACCUACAGAAAUAUGUCGGGGUUUAUGGCACCGUUUAGAGGUGCACAUGGCACGCAUCAUGAGCGGGUAGCUAAAGUUCUGUUCAACAGGCGACAUGCAUCGGUUAGAAAUAUUAUUGAACGCACCUUUGGAGUUCUGAAGAAGCGUUUUCCAAUAUUCAAACGUCCAAUGCAGAACUAUCUCAUAGCAACGCAAAAUAAUAUUGUGCUUGUAUGUUGUACUUUACACAAUUUUAUGCGGGAUUACGUGCCAAAUGAUGAGUACUUCAAUGAAGAAGUUGCAAAUGGAGCCUUUGCUGAUGCACAGAUAGUAGGAGAGCAAGUGCAGAUGGGUCAACCCAUCAAUACAUCGCAACAGGGCAUAAAUAACUGGAAUGAAAAUUGGCAGGCAAUCGCGGCGCACAUGAAUUGGAAUGCACAUAAUUAG